Messenger RNA from Phoenix dactylifera (date palm), 1098 nucleotides. NCBI's taxonomy places the organism in Eukaryota, Viridiplantae, Streptophyta, Magnoliopsida, Arecales, Arecaceae. The record is from RefSeq and is a predicted model, not a curated record.
AUGGUGAUCAGGAGGGGAGCUGUUCUUUUGAAUUUGCACGGGAUUGCUGUUUCAUGGUUUCUGUUGCUUCGGUCAUCGACGGCGCCUUGCAGAAGCUCUUUGUUGACCAGGAUACUGAAUGCAUACUCCAAAGUCCCUCAAAAGCCUAAAGCUUCAACCAAAAGCAGUGAGUUUGAGGAGUUGGAAGCUGUUCCAACAUCAGCUGUUGUGGAAGGUCCUCUGGAGCCACCACCAACAUCUUCUGCAGCUGCUGCUGUUCCUGAUGUUUCUGAUGAUUCGUUUGUGAACUUCUUCAGUACAGCUACAAAUAUUGGAAAUAUAUCAAGUUCAACAGUUACUGGACAACAACAGCAAUCUUCUGCAGCAAUUCCUUCAUCUUCCCAUGCACCUAAUGUCAUUCCAUCUCCCGCGCCAACCCUGCAGUCUGCCCUUUCUCUGCCAACUUCAACCCCUCCUCUAAUGCCACUCCUUGAUGUUCAUGAAUCUAGCAGCAAUAUUAAUCGUGCAACAAAUCUGGUCAAACCUUCAUUUUUUGCACCUGCCCCCUCAUCUUCUUCAUUAAUGAUGCCACCAUUAGCAUCUUCUAUGCCCACCGCUCCCCCACUUCAUCCUUCUCUAACCAUGCAGCGUCCGUAUGGCACUCCAUUGCUUCAACCAUUUCCCCCACCUACUCCACCUCCAUCUCUUACUCCUACCCCUAACUAUGGUUCAGUUAUUACAAGAGACAAAGUCCGGGAUGCGCUGCUGAAGCUUGUGCAGAAUAACCAAUUUAUUGAUAUGGUGUACCGGGAGAUGCUGAAUGCACAUCAUUCAUAAGACUGAAGAGUGGGUUUUAAGAGUUGUGCCUGCUUUUGGUUACGCGUGGUUUCUUCAUAUCCUGUGCUUGUAGGAUGCUCGCUUAUAUGGCUUUUGUAAGUUUUUUCUGUACUCAUCGGAGCCUCCAUUUUAUACAAUUUUUUUUUUUUUAUACAAAUACCAGUAGUGACAUUAUACAGAUGUUCAUUUUGGGGCUUGUGAUCUGAGUAUUUUUCAUUAUUUCAACACCUGAUUGUGGAGCAUAUAAAAAAUUGAAAAAUAACAGGUGUUAUGGGCUGCUCA